Molecule: messenger RNA, 2466 nt
Organism: Ipomoea nil (Japanese morning glory)
Lineage: Eukaryota; Viridiplantae; Streptophyta; Magnoliopsida; Solanales; Convolvulaceae
Product: actin-related protein 5
Exons: 12
Coding region: 66-2228 (720 amino acids)
Biological process (GO): regulation of DNA-templated transcription
Cellular component (GO): cytoplasm; Ino80 complex
Source: RefSeq, a predicted model, not a curated record
ACAUUACCUGUUUCCUGGCUUAAACUUGGGAGAAAGAGGCGAGUGUGAGAAGAGAAGCUGCAAAAAUGCCGUUCAUAUCCAAGAUACAAAGACAAUCAGAUUACAGCUUCUUCCCUUCUAGUUGCCCCAUCGUCAUCGACAAUGGCGCCUCCUAUUUCCGGAUUGGAUGGGCUGGAGAGAGUGACCCCCGUGUUAUCUUCCGGAACAUUGUCCAAAGGCCUCGCCAUAAAACUACGGGUGAAACUGUCACUAUUGUUGGUGAUCAUAAUCCUGCACUAUUGAAAUAUUUUGAUUGUACGCGAUCAGGCCCUCGCUCAGCAUUUGAUAACAAUGUUGUUUAUCAGUUUGAGAUAAUGGAAUAUAUUCUUGACUUCGGGUUUGAUCGAUUAGGUGCAGACCAGUCGCAGAUCAACCAUCCUGUUUUAAUUACCGAGUGUGCUUGCAAUCCAGUCCAAUCUCGCAGUAAAAUGGCAGAGUUGCUUUUCGAGUCCUAUGGAGUACCCUCAAUAGCAUUUGGUGUAGAUGCUUCUUUCAGUUAUAAAUAUAAUCAAAAGCUUGGGAUUUGUGAUAAAGAUGGGCUUGUAAUCUCCUCAGGGUUUAAUACAAGCCAUGUUAUCCCGUUUGUCAAUGGAGAACCUCUAUAUGAAGCAUGCUGCCGAACAAACGUUGGUGGAUACCAUGUCACUAAUUAUUUAAAACAACUUCUUUCACUUAAAUAUCCUCAUCACAUGCCUAAGCUUACAUGGGAGAAGGUUGAAGACUUGAAGAUGGAACACUGUUACAUUGCAGCAGAUUAUGCUUCAGAGGUUCGACUAUUUCAGAAAGGAAAUAAGGAAGCUGAAGAAAAAACUAGGUGUUGGCAGCUUCCUUGGACUCCAUCACCGGUCGAGGAGCCCCCAUCAGAAGAAGAAAUUGCUAGAAAAGCCGCUUUAAAAGAGAAACAAAGUCAAAGGUUGCGAGAGAUGGCGGAAGCAAAGAGAUGCUCUAGAAUAAAUGAACUUGAAAAUGAAGUAAAAGGUUUUGAACACCUCUUAAGGGAGCUCAACCAUGUCGAGGAGGAUGAUAUACCUUCUUUUGUUGCAAGCAGAGGCUAUGCCUCUAAACGAGAAAUAGAAUCUGCGCUUUCAAAAGCAACCCAGUCUCUAAGAAAAGCUAAGGGUGAGCAAGUUCCAAAUGAUGAAAAAGUUGACUCUUCCUCAGCUGAAAAAUAUUACCUCAUUGACGUUCCUGAUGAUCAGCUUUCAGCUGAGCAGCUCAGGGAGAAAAGGAAACAGGUCUUUAUGAAGGCAACCACUGAGGCCCGGGAACGAGCUAAACAGAAGCGUAUGGAAGAGGAAUUAGAAAGAGAAAGGGAGAAGAAACUAGAGGAAGAAAAGCGCUUAGAAAACCCAGAGCGUUAUUUGGAGCAGUUGCGUACAAAAUACAAUGAGCUUUCGGCGAAAAUUGAGCAACGAAAACGGCAGAAGAUCAAUGGUGAUAAUGCAAAUGGAAAUCAUAAUGUCUCUGGAGGUGUUGGCCGGGGUGAGAGAUUGAGUGCACAGCAAAGGGAGAGGAUGCGCCUACUAACAACAGCGGCAUUUGAUCGAGGGAAGGGUGAAGAUACUUUUGGUCAGAAAGAUGAAGAUUGGCAACUCUACAAGCUAAUGAGCCGAGAUAAUGAUGACGAUGAUGAUGAGAAGCCAGAUCCAGAAGAAUCAGAGUUGGCUCGCAUCUCUUCUAGACUUCAAGAGAUAGACCCAAAAUUUUUCCCAAAGUCGGAAUCAGGGUCCUCCGUAUCAGAGGCACCCCGUUUUCGUCCUCUCACAAAGGAGGAUUUCCAGAUUAUUCUUGGAGUAGAAAGAUUUCGGUGCCCUGAAGUUCUAUUUAGCCCAAACGUAAUUGGGAUUGACCAGGCCGGGUUGGAUGAAAUGGUUGGUGUGUGCUUAAGGAGGAUGUCAUCUAGGGGCCAAGCCUUGGAGGAGAGAAUGACGAAUUCAAUCCUUAUGACCGGUGGGAGCUGUCUCUACCCGGGCAUGGCUGAGCGCUUGGAAGCUGGAAUUCGAAUGAUAAGGCCAUGUGGAACGCCUAUACGAGUUCUCAGAGCAUCAGAUCCAAUUCUCGAUGCUUGGCGAGGUGCUGCUUCUUAUGCUGCUAGUAUGCAUUUUCCACAUCAGACAUUCAGUAGGAUGGACUACUAUGAAAAGGGUGAAGAUUGGCUUCCCAGAUACCAAUUCAGAUACACACUCUAAUUUUCCUUAGGAGUGAUAGGUUCUAAGCAAAGUACUAACACUCCAUGCCUUUUUCUCUAAAUUGGGUUUUCACCAUUUCCCAGUAAGUGUUAGGCAUAUCUUUUAGGGGCAGUUUGGUUCGCAGAAUGUCUGAUUACUCAUACUUCUCAUGUGCAACCGUACGUUCACAUCGAGUAUGUACAAGUUUCAAUUGAAGCUUUUUGGUCUAAUUCUUGAUCCCGGAUCCCUUUAGUUUCUA